Messenger RNA from Gamsiella multidivaricata, 2564 nucleotides. RefSeq lists its product as uncharacterized. Gene Ontology annotation, cellular component: cytosol. Gene Ontology annotation, biological process: regulation of Golgi organization. Bases 160 to 2541 code for a protein of 793 amino acids. NCBI's taxonomy places the organism in Eukaryota, Fungi, Mortierellomycota, Mortierellomycetes, Mortierellales, Mortierellaceae. The transcript has 13 exons. The record is from RefSeq and is a predicted model, not a curated record.
CUUUGAGAGGGUUGUUUCAAAGCCCAAGGCUCAGGACCUUAUUUCUCGCUGCCUGUGCGCCCUGUCCUUUCUACCGCCAUCGCCUCCAGUGCCUCAUUUCACAUCUUUCAUUCCCUCUCACCCAUCCCCUCUUCAUCAUCUCCCAUCAGUCCAUCAAAGAUGCAAGAGAUGAAGGUUGGCCCUUCGACGGCAAAGGAACACUUGCUCCGCCCACAGAGUGGACAAAAGAUGAAGCUGAAGGAAAAGUUUGUCCAGAUAUAUGACAUGUUCCUAAGAGGUCAGGACCCCGCUCAAGGAAGGGACCCAGACGUCUUUUGGGAUGAACUGUUCUUGAUCAAGGUCAACGAAGAAUACCUUUCUUCGAGUCUUGCACAGACCAGCGAAGACCAAUUGCUUGCCAUCAAAGAUGGCAUCAAUGGUAUCUUUUUACAUGCAGUCCAAGCCAUCAGGGAUCCGUUGCCUCAGAGGCGCCUUCAUGCCAUGCAGACGUUAACAAUCGUUCUUGGAGAGAUUUUUCGUAAAAAGUUUCAUAACUGGAGCUUUGAUGUCAUUCAUCUACUGACAGGGCUAUCACAUGCCGAUCUUGUCUUCCGGACGCUGAUUCAAGGCCUGAGCACCAUCUUGGGAAGCGAUGAACCAUUGAAGUUACAAGUGGUUGCUCUGCGACUCGCAAUUGCUUUGGCGUGUGGCAACGAUAAUGUGAACAAGAACACUCUGAACGAGUACUUUAUGCAAAAGGACAUUUUCCCGUCCCUGAUCAAGUUCUUUGUCAUGGUGGAUUCCGUCGAUCUGGCAUUUGAAGCGAUGGCCCUAUUGGGUUUACUGGCGAACUACAACAAAUAUGAGAUCCAGAACCCCUACCUGGCCAGCUUGGCGGCAUUGAAGGAUGAGGCUGUACUUCAAAAGAUGUCUAUGGUCAUCGUCCAAGUAUUCGACGGGAUGCGGAAAGGAUACACGGGAGUGAUGGACGACGACGAGCUGUCAGCAGUAUCGAAGCUCACCAGUGCUCUAUCAUACGUGACAGGCAUGCUCUGGAACCCGAAUGCACAGGAUAUCUCUGUCACGGAUGCCUCAUUCGCCUUGCUUCCGGACGGCAGAGUUACGGUGCUUUUGAUAUUUUACGACCUCAUUUAUACCAACAAGCGAUUCCAGCAAGUCUUUUUGAGCUACUCUACAACAGCUGCUAAUUCACAGGACAAACAAGCGGAGCACCUCAACCUGGAGACUAGCGAAACAGGACUUGGGUCGUUCCUGUCAUUCUCAUCUUAUCUCCUGCAACAUAACCGCACACAGCGCUCAACACCGUAUACCCAUCUCUGUCUGAUCAUCAUGUUGGUCCUGGUCGAGGAUCCGACCACGUAUCCACAUCUGUGCAGCAUCCCCCAAUCACAGGAUCCACCCUCUCUUCUUGUAACGCCUGCGGGCAACACUGUAAACUCAAUGGUAACUGUUCGACUGUGUCGUCAACGACAGCCCGUCCUGCCCAAGGUCAAGCAGGCGAGACCCAUGGCUGCGGUGCUUCUGGAUGUCAUAUUGGGAUUCUUGAAACACAAUAUGAAGAAAAAGAUGCAAAUUGACUGCUUCCGUAUCGCGAUCGCCAUCAUUUUUUCGCUCACAAGCCGGUUCAAAGCCCUUCGUGUUAGACUUCCCUACCAUUGGGUAGAGAUGUGGAAUACAUUGCAGGGAGUCGUCAAAUUCCUGCAAUCAAACGGCAAAAUCUUGCAGAACCAUCCAGAUGCUAGAGACUUGGUUGCAGAGACGAUUGAUCUUGUGAAUUACUGUGUAACAUUCGGGGAUCUUAUCAUGCCGGAUCCAGCAAGUCUUUACGCUCUCUACUAUGAGAUUGUGCGCUCAGGAAUUGAUCCCUACACGGAUCUCACCAAACAAUUUUUCAUUUCGGUUCAACCGCCGUUGCCGCCCCCACUGCCACACCACGAUCUGACAUCGCGCAACCGCCUCAACCUGGCUACUCCAGUCACCACGCCUCCUGAGUCAGCCCUGUCAUCGCCAUCGCCAGCAUCGGCCUCAAUCAUGGGCUCCCCGCCACCUUCGCCGUUUCAAUCCUAUCGAUCCGGAUCUCCCCUCAACGCUGUUGGUGCUGUCUCCGCUCACCAGCGCCUGAUUAUCAUCGAUCUCUCGAAUAUUAACCAGGUCUACACCUUCUUCUUCACUCACCUCCUGACUUGGCGCGACGCAAACCCAACACGGAGUCUCGGUCCCGAUCUGGUCUCGACUAUCAUUAAGAACCAUUAUCAGGACCUGACCCUGAUCCCAAUCCCCCUGGACUCGUUUUUAAGUCAGCGACAGAGCAAUGUACCGCUUGGACUGAAAGGGUACAGUGGAAACAACGGAAGGGCGUCUCCUGCUCCUGCUGGCACCUCAAGCCCACACCCGGCCUGGGACGGGUACUCGGAAGUGCCAGCCAAGGUCCAUUUCUUCCGACAGCUGACAAGGUGGGUCGUCGCAGACCUGCGGGCCAUCUCGAAACAGAAUGCUGCAGUUGCAUCUGGAGCUGCACAGCCUACAUCUACUACACCAUGAACAAAUAAAAACUAUUAUACGCG